AUGUCAAACCUACGUGUCCGUCCCUGGCGGGCAUUGGAAUCUGCUCAGCAAUUCUCCAGCCUGGCCCAAGCUCCGCGCGCCAGAGCGACCUACGUCACCCUAAGCAAGCGUGCCAUCAGCACGAGCUACACUCGCGCAAACAGCUCGUCCACACCAUCCCCAGCACCCAAACCAGCUGCCCAACCCACACGAACAAGCACACCCUACACACCUUCCGCCCAGUCCAAACCCACUUCCACCCCGAACCGCCAAACAACAGAUAACAUCUCCAAAAGCGGGCUAUCUGACAAGCCGCUUGACGUAAUCAGCGCCGCGGAGGAGAAAAUUGACUGGACGCGCUCGUUCCACGGUCUCUCUGCCGAGCCAUUCCCAGAGAAGGCGGCUAAGAUCUUGCUUGCGGAGAUCGAUCCUAAAGAAAUUGAGAUCAAGCCUGAUGGAAUUGUCUACCUACCCGAGAUUAAGUACAGACGUGUACUAAAUCAGGCGUUCGGCCCUGGAGCUUGGGGUCUUGUUCCCCGGAGUGAGAGUAUUGUUACGCCUAAGACUGUCACAAGGGAGUAUGCGCUUGUUUGUCAUGGACGACUCGUCUCCGUUGCCCGUGGCGAACAAGAUUACUUCUCGCCCGAUGGAAUCCCUACCGCGACAGAGGGAUGUCGGUCUAACGCGCUAGUGCGCUGCUGCAAGGAUCUCGGUAUUGCGAGCGAACUUUGGGAUCCUAGGUGGAUUCGGAAGUAUAAGGCCCAGUAUACGAGGGAGGUGUUUGUGGAACAUGUUAUUAGUAAGAAGAAGUCGAAGAUCUGGAUUCGGAAGGAUGAUCCUGUCGGGUAUCCGUGGAAGGAGAGUAAAUAA
This is a messenger RNA of Penicillium pulvis, 849 nucleotides long. RefSeq names its product putative mitochondrial genome maintenance protein Mgm101. NCBI's taxonomy places the organism in Eukaryota, Fungi, Ascomycota, Eurotiomycetes, Eurotiales, Aspergillaceae. The transcript has 2 exons. Gene Ontology annotation, biological process: interstrand cross-link repair; recombinational repair. Gene Ontology annotation, molecular function: single-stranded DNA binding. The coding region runs from base 1 to 849 and encodes 282 amino acids. The record is from RefSeq and is a predicted model, not a curated record. Gene Ontology annotation, cellular component: mitochondrial nucleoid; mitochondrial chromosome.